Molecule: messenger RNA, 3434 nt
Organism: Diorhabda carinulata
Lineage: Eukaryota; Metazoa; Arthropoda; Insecta; Coleoptera; Chrysomelidae
Gene: Trs23
Product: trafficking protein particle complex subunit 4
Exons: 2
Coding region: 60-713 (217 amino acids)
Biological process (GO): endoplasmic reticulum to Golgi vesicle-mediated transport
Cellular component (GO): TRAPP complex
Source: RefSeq, a predicted model, not a curated record
GAAGAAAAUAAUACCAGUAGCUUGUUUUUGCUGAAAAUAAAUAUUUUGCUCUAAAGAACAUGGUCAUUUAUGGUAUUUACAUUGUAUCAAAAUCUGGAGGAUUAAUAUUUAAUUAUGACAAUGUAGUUCCAAAAAUUGAAACGGAAAGAAAAUUUAGUUACCCAUUAGAUAUAAAGUUACGAACAGAAAAUAAAAAGAUUGUCGUCGAGUUUGGACAAAAAGAUGGAAUUCAGGUUGGUCACGUUUUAAAUGCCAUAAAUGGUAUACCAGUUACCGGCCAUCAAAUGGAUAAUGGACAAAGUGCAUUAGAAUUCCUAGACAAAAAAGAAAAUUAUCCAGUUACCUUACAAUUCGGAAGGCCGAAAAUGACUACAAAUGAAAAAAUAUUUCUGGCCAGUAUGUUUUAUCCAUUGUUUGCAAUUGCUAGCCAGUUAAGUCCUGAACCGAAAUCUUCUGGAAUAGAGGUUCUUGAAGCUGAUACAUUCCGAUUAAAUUGUUUUCAAACUCUUACUGGUGUCAAAAUUAUGAUAGUAUCAGAUAGGGCUCAAAUAGGAGUGGAGAUAUUACUUAAACGCAUUUAUGAGUUGUAUGCUGAUUAUGCUUUAAAAAAUCCAUUUUAUUCUUUAGAAAUGCCUAUAAGGUGUGAAUUAUUUGAUAGUAAUUUGAAAAAUGUAUUAGAACAGAUAGAAAAAGUAGGUAUAAAUAAUAUAUAAGUUUUCCUAGUAUUUAUAGAAGCAUUUAAGGAUUCUAAUAUACACUGCUGGCCAAAAGUUUAAAACCAUCUUAAUUAAACUUAAAUCAUCCAAUAAAACACUGAUUUUUCAUCAAAUAGAGAAUUGUAAUAUAUUGCUCCCAUUUUCUUAUAAAGCAUUCCACAUUUCUUCUCACUACAAUGGACCACAAUUAAGGACGCUCCUAUUAAGCUCUUUUCACAAAAGUUCAAUGAGAUUGAGAUCUGGGGUCUCACGAUGCCAAACCAUCUUUAUCAAUGCCCCUUGGACAUUACAAAUAUCCUCUGCAUAAUUUAGAACUAUGCUUUGGAUCAUUGUCCUGUAGGGAAAUGAAUUCAUCUCAAAUUAAUCUUAAGCCAUAGGAAAGGCGUUUUGUUCUAAAAUUUUUUGUACUGAUCCUUUUUCAUAAUUCUGCCGAAUUUGAUCAAAUCGCCAGUAUCAUGGCUAAAAAAGCAAUCCCAGAUCAUAAUUGAGCCACCAUCAUGCUUGAUUGUUGGGAUUACACAACUUAACAUCAUCUUGUGCACUGCAUCAAAUAUAAAUUGUUCAUUUCGAACCGAAUACCCUAUACUUAAAUUCAAAGAACUUUUUUAAAAUCUUUUUUAGUCCAGUCUCAAUGGGCAAGGGCCUAUUGCAUCCUUUUUUUUCUUGUUUUGUGGCAUCAGCAAAGGUUAUUGAAUGGCGACACGACCAUACAACUUCGUGUCUCUCAAUCGCUGUUUUACUGUAGUCAAUGAUAAAGGCAGCAUCAGAUUAGAAAGUAGUAGGGCUAAAAUAGAUCCGGGACCCACUUGAGGAAAUCUAAAUUAGAUAAAUGAUAUUUUCAAAUAGAAAAAUGAUUUCCUAUAUACAGCCAAAUUUUUUGUAUCUAGCCUUUCACUUAGAAAAGCCAUUUUUCGGAGUAUCUGCAACUACAAAAGUAAGGUAAUGGUUUUGACGUUUAGUUAAGAUGAGCACGUUAAAAGUUGGUUAACUUCGAUGUCAAGAGCGCGUUCAAGCCCGAACAUUAUAUGCUUUAUCCAGUAUCUCAAUAAGUUGAACUAUCUUUGACAUUUAUAAACGUCUAGAGCGUCGUGCUCGCGUUCAUUUUGUGUACCACUUUAGGAACACUAUUUAUCAUAUCAUGUCAGGUUAUUACUUAUAAUGGUCUCAUUCAGCGGAUGAAACCUUUGUGCCACCCGAUCGGAAUCCAUUGGUGAUACAUAUGUUACAACAAAACACGUUUUGGAGCGGACGCCAUGUUUCGGAGCGCUUUAAAUUUAGCUAGAUGGCGGUAGUGGAAGUGUAUAUAAAACUGAACGUUGCGACGUUUGACACUUUCAUGACGCACAUGCUAUGACCACGCGCUGGAUACGGAACUCUGUGAUCUGCGCGUCAAGGUGCUGAUUGGCUUUCCCUGUUCUGCAAUAGUCGUGACGCACGUUCAUUCCGCACCAUCUGAUAGAACCCUUACCGAUAGGUGGCACUAGCGAUAUGCGCUACGUCGGCUGAAUCAGACCAAUAUGUCAGAAGACAGGUUCUUAAGACUUUUGGAACAACAAAAAAUUACUGAUAUCAAUAACUUCAGUAUUGCUUUUAAUGUUUGUUGAAGUUGUAGUAAUUGAAAAAUUUUCGUGAAAGUUGAAAAGACAUCAAAAGAAUUUUCAGAGGAUUGAUAGAAAGUUGUUGUUCCCACAUUUUUCACUAGCCAUUAUGCAACACAAAAUACAAUUUGUUGUUUUCACACAAAAACGUCACUUGUCAUUCUAGUUUCGCGUUGGAUAUGAAAAGAUUAACUUUUUUUGCAAUAAUGAUCUAUGUAAUGGUAAUUUACGUUAUAAGUCUGGGAAGUAAUUUAGUACGAGAUAGAUGUUUUUGGACGAGGCGACGAGGGAGCCGAGUCAAGAAUAUCUAAUCGAGUACUUCACGGACUUAUAUCAUACCUAAUAUAUUUUUUUACAUACUGUUUUCAGUUUUAAAUAAAAAGCAGAAUUUUAUUGAAAUAUGAAGUGUCAUAUUCGACAAUUUUAAUGAAAAAUAUCUCUUUUGGUUAUUCUCUUACUAUUUAAACAAAUAAAAAUUAACAUAAGUCACUCAACAUUGUAAACAAAGGCAGAUAUAUUGGAAAAACAAAAAAUAUUUUCUGAAAGAAUGGCUGAUAAUUCAAAUAAAAUAGCUGAGAAACGUGCGGAAGCGGUUAUUCCAGUGAAGUAUUCGAAAAGGUACGAAAAAUAUGCGAUGUUUUGCGACUGGCGUAAGAAAUACCAGGUAAAAAGUUCUGAUGAAAAUGAUACCGUAAAAUGCCAUUUUCCAGAUUCAAAUUAGUACUGUAAAGUCUACUUUGAUUGAAAAAAAAAAACUUUUUUGACAUUUUUACCUACGAAAGUAACUUAUUUCACACAAGUAUCAAAAAAUAACAAAACUUACAUGUAUUUAAUUGCUUCUUUUUCUUAUGUUAUAUAUGGUCUCGAACUCAAGAGAUAAUACGCGAAUACAAUAUGAAUUUGGCUGGGUGCCGAAAGGCAAUAGGCCAAAUUUAAGAAGACUGAAGAAGUAGACAAUAUGAUUUUUUUGUUAUAUUAGUGUUUACAAUAAAAAUUGAAAGUUUGUUGUUAUUUGUGUUUAAAAUUAUUUAAUUUUUGUUAGGUAUCUGAUAUAGUUAUAAAAAAUUAUUGUUCUAUUGGUACUUUUUCUGUUCUAUAGUUAUAAAAUAUUUAAUAAUCA